CUAUAAAAAUCUCAUCCGCCCCUCCAACCAAACCGUCCCGAAUCCACCACCCAAAAUCACAGGAGAAGCAAGCAAUGUGGACAAGCCUCGUUCUCGUAGUUCUCUCUCUCACCCGCCUCUCUCCAAUCUCUUGGGCGACUGCAACUCCGAGCCCUGAUGGUUUUAGCCUUCUUCCCCAUGCCAAUCUUCCUUCUGUGCAAGCAGAGAAGCUAAUCCGACAGCUUAAUCUCCUCCCUAAGGAUGCCCUUGAUGCUCCCAUCGCUCGCCAAGCCGUUCCUCCCACUCCCAAGAUCGUCGAGAAACGCUUCAGGUUACCCAACCUAGCUGAUUCUUCUGGGGUUUCAGUUGAAGACCUUGGUCACCAUGCCGGAUACUAUGAGCUCAAGAACUCGUACGCUGCUAGGAUGUUCUACUUCUUCUUUGAAUCACGAAGCAGCAAGGAGGAUCCUGUCGUUAUUUGGUUGACUGGGGGUCCAGGGUGUAGCAGUGAGUUGGCUGUUUUCUAUGAAAAUGGGCCUUUCACCAUUGCAAAAAAUUUGUCCCUUCAAUGGAAUGAAUACGGCUGGGACAAGGUAUCAAACCUUCUGUACGUCGAUCAACCUACUGGAACUGGUUUUAGUUAUAGUUCUGAUAGGCGUGACACUCGUCACAAUGAAGAGGGUGUUAGCAAUGAUCUAUAUGAUUUCCUGCAGGCAUUUUUCGCUGAACAUCCUGAAUACGCGAAGAAUGACUUCUAUAUCACUGGAGAAUCAUAUGCUGGGCACUAUAUUCCUGCUUUUGCUGUCCGAGUUCACCAAGGGAACAAAGCUAAAGAGGGAAUUCAUAUAAACCUCAAGGGAUUUGCCAUUGGAAAUGGACUCACCGAUCCUGCAGUCCAAUAUCAAGCAUACACGGAUUACGCAUUGGAAAUGGGAAUAAUUAAGGAAUCUCAGUACAAGAUUAUUAACAAAUUCAUUCCAGUUUGUGAAAUGGCAAUAAAGCUUUGCGACGACAAACGUAAAAUCCCAUGCAUGGCAUCAUUUGUUGUUUGCAACUCUAUAUUCAAUAUGAUCAUGGGGGUUGCUGGUGAUAUCAAUUACUAUGAUGUUAGAAAGAAGUGUGAAGGGAGCCUUUGCUAUGACUUCUCAAACAUGGAGAAAUUCCUGAACGAGAAACCUGUUAGGGAUGCUCUUGGAGUUGGGGACAUUGAAUUUGUUUCAUGUAGCCCUUCCGUUUACAGUGCCAUGAUUAUGGACUGGAUGAGGAAUCUGGAAGUUGGUAUACCUGCUCUUCUUGAGGAUGGAAUCAAGAUGAUGAUAUAUGCCGGGGAGUAUGAUCUCAUAUGCAACUGGCUUGGGAACUCGAGGUGGGUUCAUGCCAUGGAAUGGUCUGGUCAGAAAGAGUUUGUCGCUGCUCCAAAUGUCUCUUUCGUGGUUGAUGGUGGAGAAGCAGGACAAAUGAAAAGCUAUGGUCCUCUCACUUUCCUCAAGGUCCAUGAUGCUGGUCAUAUGGUCCCAAUGGAUCAGCCUAAGGCUGCCUUGGAAAUGCUGAAGAGAUGGACUCAAGGGCAGCUUUCAGAACAAGGUCAGGUGGCUGACAUGUGAUUUGCUCAGCCACGUUAUCCAUCUUAUCCUUCUUCAGUGGUUACCAUUACAGUCUCCCUCACCUCAAAAAACGUUUUACAGUCCCCCUUACCUCAAAAAGCUCUGGCUCUCUUCUGGAGGUUGCUUGUGAAUAGUUUCCCCAACUUCGGUUUUUCAAGUGUCUAGCUGGAAACGCUAAAAGAUAUUCCAUAAAUUUUAUCCAAAUAUGUUUGGAUUUGUGCA
Molecule: messenger RNA, 1805 nt
Organism: Macadamia integrifolia
Lineage: Eukaryota; Viridiplantae; Streptophyta; Magnoliopsida; Proteales; Proteaceae
Product: serine carboxypeptidase-like
Exons: 9
Coding region: 75-1583 (502 amino acids)
Biological process (GO): proteolysis
Cellular component (GO): vacuole
Molecular function (GO): serine-type carboxypeptidase activity
Source: RefSeq, a predicted model, not a curated record